UUUCAAAGCAGAUUCAUCAGGAUGAGCAGCCAGGCCCCACCCAGGCUUCUGGAACUGGCCAGUCAGAGCCUGCUAAUGGACAAGGCCUUGGCCAUCACAGCACUGGAGGAGCUGCCAACAGAGCUCUUCCUGCCACUGUUCAUGGUAGCCUUCACCGGGAGACACUGUGAGGCACUGAAGGCCAUGGCACAGGCCUGGCCCUUCGUCUGCCUCCCACUGGGAGCCUUAGUGAAGGGACAGUGGAUUCACCGGGAGACCUUACAUGCUGUGUUUGAUGGGAUCAAUGGCCUGCUUGCCCAGAAGCCUCGCCCCAGGAGACGGAAACUACAAGUGCUGGAUUUAUGGAAGCAUGCUCAUCAGGACUUCUGCAAUGUUUGGUCUGGAUCUGCAACCCGUGAGUUCUCAUUGACUGAGCCAGGGGCAGCCAAUUCUGUGAAUAAGAGGCAAAAAGUAGAGGGUUCCAGGGUGGAGGAGGAGCAGCCCUCAGCUCCCCUGGUGGUGAUCCUGAACCUUUGCCUCCGAGAGGGCACCACAGAUGAACUCCUCACCUACCUCAUUAAGAAGGUCAAGCAAAGAAAAGAUUUGCUACAACUGUGCUGUAAGAAACUCAAGAUUUUUGCCAUACCAAUCCAAAAUAUUAGAAAUAUCUUGAAGAUGGUGCAGCUGGAGUCAAUCCAGAAUUUGGAAGUGAAUUGCACCUGGAAACUGUCCACCCUGGGGAGGUUUGCUCCUCACCUGGGCCAGAUGGUUAAUCUGCGCAGGCUCCUCCUCUCCCACAUCCGCAUUUCUUCUGAUAUUUCUCCAGCAAAGGAGGAGCAGUAUGUUGGCCAGUUCACCUCCCAGUUCUUCCAUCUGCAGCAACUCCAGGUGCUCCAUUUGAACUCUGUUCCCUUUCUGGAAGGUCGCUUGGACCAGGUGCUCAGGUGCCUGAAGACCCCCUUGGAGACCCUCUCCAUCACUAAUUGCCUGCUUUUGGACUCAGACCUGAUGCAUCUGUCCCUGUGCCCAAAUGUCAGUCAGUUGAAGGAUUUGAGUCUGAGUGGUAUCAGCUUGACCAACCUUAAUCUUGGGCCCCUGAAGAUUCUUCUCGAGAGACUCACAGCCACCCUCCAGGAUCUGGAUCUAGAUGAGUGUGGAAUCAUGGAUUCCCAAUUCAGCAUUCUCCUCCCCACCUUGGGCCACUGCUCUCAAUUGAGGACCCUCAGCUUCAGUGGAAACCUCAUCUCCAUAGCUGUCCUGGAGAACCUGCUGAGGCUCGCGGUUGGGCUGAAGAAGUUAAACCACGUGCUGUAUCCUGCUCCUGUGGAGAGCUACGAAGGCACCGAUGGGACUCCCCACCCGGGGAUACUUGCCCAGCUCCAUGCCAAUGUGAGGUAGAUGCUACAGGAAGCAGGGUGGCCUGGCAUGAUCUGGUCCUGGCCCAACUCCUGUCCUCGCUGUGGCAACAGGACUUUUGAUGACCCAGGACCCCUCUUAUGCCCCUUUUGUAUGCCAGUCUAG
Molecule: messenger RNA, 1500 nt
Organism: Choloepus didactylus (southern two-toed sloth)
Lineage: Eukaryota; Metazoa; Chordata; Mammalia; Pilosa; Megalonychidae
Product: melanoma antigen preferentially expressed in tumors-like
Exons: 3
Biological process (GO): negative regulation of apoptotic process; negative regulation of DNA-templated transcription; positive regulation of cell population proliferation
Cellular component (GO): cytoplasm
Source: RefSeq, a predicted model, not a curated record